AUGGCUUCCUCGUCGAUAACAAACUUUUCCAAAGCCUUUAAUGAAGGCGACGACCUUGACACAGUUGUGAAUAGAGCUCUUUAUUACGAACCGGUUAGCCACGCCUUUAGAAAAUAUAGUUCCUUCAGUUUAACUGAAGAAGAUAUUGCUCGAACCGUUGAAAAAGCUUCUGGCGAUGGCGAAUACCUUGCCAACUUAUUAAUGGAACAUCAUGAAGCCCUCUCAACCUUUGACGCGUCUGAAUCUGUAGAGGAUCAACCGAUGGAUAUAGAAAUUUUAGAAGCGCUAAAAACGCCCAAACACCAAUCAAAAGUUGCAGCACAACAAGAGGAACCAAUCACACAUCUCUCAGCUUCCACCACUCCUUUUACGCCUAAAGGUAAACAAAAGCGUGUUUCAUAUGCUGACAUGGUUAAACAGGACCCGAAAGAUGAUGUCAGCAGACCAAGCUCGCCUACACCUUCUGGUGGUAAAAAGAGGAAAACAGCACCCGUUUUGAAAGCUAAUGCUAGCCAAAGUCCUUCUAAGACUACCAAAAAACAACCAGCUGCCACUUCUCCUAAAACUAUUAGUACCGUUAUGACUGGAUAUGUGAUCGCGAAUAAGGAUUUUACCCGGAAAAUUACGGUUUAUGAUAUCCUCUCCACCUGGUCUCAACUUGAUACGCUUAAUCAUCUCAAAGCCUGGGGUCAAGUAGUUGCGAUUAAAUUUAAAUCUCAACAGAAAUACGUUACUGUUACAGUUUCGAUUGAACUCAAUCAAGAGGCGACAAAACUAUGGAAUGAUGGAGCUUGGACAGCUCCACUUGGAGGAUUACCCAUACGAUGGUUUCCGGCUAACUGGGAUCUCAAACAAAGAAAAGAACGGGAACAAUUCCAGGCUGUGAUUAAGGGAGUUCCUGCUUCAGUAAACACAGCAACUUUAUACCCGGAAAACCAUGCUCACUCUAUUCUUGCACCCAUUGGAUGCAAAGCAUUUAAACUAAUUCAAGAUUGGGAUACCCGCAAGUUAAUUACUUACUACGAAUCGUGGGCUGACUUGAAUAAGGUCAUUGGUAAGCCAUUUAGCUUAGACGAAUUUACUGGUGAUUGGAUGAUGUACUUUACCCCUAACUUGAAGCAAAGAAGGAGGAAUCUUCAGAAGUUCUAUGGUGCAUUUGCAUCAGGUUUAUUAGCGCAUUCUCACAUUGCACUUCGGGGGGUGGUUGACCUAUUUUCUGUAUUUUUUGUGGUGUAA
Molecule: messenger RNA, 1236 nt
Organism: Rhizophagus irregularis DAOM 181602=DAOM 197198
Lineage: Eukaryota; Fungi; Glomeromycota; Glomeromycetes; Glomerales; Glomeraceae
Source: RefSeq, a predicted model, not a curated record